This is a messenger RNA of Ciona intestinalis (vase tunicate), 1867 nucleotides long. NCBI's taxonomy places the organism in Eukaryota, Metazoa, Chordata, Ascidiacea, Phlebobranchia, Cionidae. The record is from RefSeq and is a predicted model, not a curated record.
UAUAAAACAGAUAUAUUAUAUAGGUUACAAAAUAAAUAAAAACAUAAACCAAUGUUUCUAAAUAGAUUAUAAAUAAAGAUUUAUUGGUGAUAUCUGUCAACUGUAGCAUGCAGGUCAUAUAUAUAUAAUUAAACCAUACACUAAAAACACAGAUAUAUAAAAGCUAAUUUUUUGGUAAUACUAAGAUUAGCUUUUGUGGGUGAAAUUAUAUUUAUUAUAAUCUUGGAUAAAGGAUAUAAUCAAUUGUCAGAAAGUAAAAUCUUGUGUUAACAUUAAAAAUACAAGAUACCCUAUGCUAAGUUUUGUAUAAGAAAUAAAAGCACCUUGGUUUUUUAGUUGUAUAAAACAACAAAAGUACCUCAUGUAAAACAAAAAUACCGGUCAUUUUAGUUUAAAAUAUUAUCCCAUCUUAGAAUUUUAUUUUCAGAUAAUUUACAAACUUUUAAUUAACUAUAACAUUUAGGGAAUUUUUAGCAGAUGACGUAACCCGAUGCCCAAACAUUAACAAACCAAAGAAACUAGCAAUGCGUAGUUCCAUUGCAAAGUAUUUGUAGUGGGUGUCAAUAAAGUUCUGUGAACCUAAUUUAAGCUACCACAUCCUGUGUUUUACUAUGACUAGCCCAGUAUUUAGUUGUAGUAUAUUUACAUAGGGAUGUACUAUGUUCUUGACAGAAGUAACAGAACCAUCAACAUGCAACUAGUUUGGAUGUUUAUCUUUCUAAAUGGAGCUUGUUGUGCGAAUGGAAUCUACAGCAGUUUCAGUGGAAAUUUCAAUAUACAGCUCCAAUCAGCAGCACCAACAAUAAGUUUUGAUGUUCCCUACAUGACGUGUUUAAGACAGGCACCAGCAUACAUUAACAUUACAGUUACACCGUCAUCUGCAAACCACCAGUUCAAUUCAAGUGUGGUUGAAAUAAAUAUCAACUACUUUCGGGUGAAACUGCUAAGAACUGAUCUCACUUCUGGGUGGGAAGUGAUUAAUUUCACAAUACAAUGGACAUCUUUUACAGGAGCAGGCAUUGAAAGCUGCAAGGAUGUUUACAACCUUGGCCACAAGGAUAUCCAAAGUUUACACCAUUUUUCCAACUUCAAAUAAUUCUUUCCAAGUUUAUUGUGAUUUAUCUGGAACGGAGUUGGAGGCAGGGUGGACGGUAAUCCAACGUAGAUACGAUGGUUCAGUAGAUUUUUACCGAAACUGGAAUGAAUAUGUCACUGGAUUUGGGAACAAAAAUGGAGAAUAUUGGUUGGGUUUGGAAAAUAUAAAAAUAUUGACGGAAAGUUUUGUAAGACUUCGUAUUGAAAUGGUGACAUGUGCAAACCAGUCAUUUUACGCUGAAUAUGGGUUGUUUAAGGUCCAUGCAGCAAGUAGUAAUUAUACAUUGGAAGUCAAAAGUAAAACCGGAACCGCACGAGAUUCAUUUAUCAGUUGGCAUAAUGGACAAAGUUUUACAACCUAUGACCGUGAUAACGACUUAUUUAAUGGUACAGAGUAUAGCAAUCAAAAUUGUGCAAUUGCAUACCAUGGGGCUUGGUGGUAUAGAGAUUGCUACAUCUCAAAUCUAAAUGGAUUAUACAACCCUUGUGCUAAAAAAAGUGAAACUAUGAAUUGGAGAGGGUUGAACAACCCAUACAGUGGCCUAAGAUCCGUGACUAUGAAAAUUAAACCGAUUUAAACAAGUAUUAAUCGUACGGUAACAGAAAACCUCAUUCAUCUAUUUGACGAUUUGGAGUUAGGUGAAUUCUUACAAGUAUUCUGUCAAAAAAUGUAGCAACACAUAUGUUUGGAGUUGUAGUAUAAACAAAAUCGUUGACACACGCGCACAGACAAACUUCAAUCUUUGGGGAAUAAAUGAAUAAGUUUAACUUA